UAGAGAGAGAGGGAGACGGAGACGGAGAUGGCGGUGAGACGGAGAGCAGUGGCAACAUUACCAACGUUGAUGCGAGCCCUAAGAAAGGGUGUUAGUCCAAACCCAAAGCCACAGAACCAACCUUUACCAUCAUUGCGACGAGCUUUCUCUCUCUACGACCAGAUCAAUCUCAUCGACAACGUCCCCGAGGACCAAUUACGCUUUCAAAAGUUUACGGAUACAGGGUUCAUGGUUAAUGGGGUUCAUUAUGAAGGUAGCCUUCUUUGUGUUGGAAACCUGCUAAUGUCUUGGAGCCCCAAAACAUUUUCGGAGAUCACUGCAGAUAGCUUAUCUCUAUUCCAAAUUGUGCGGCCUAUUCCAGAAAUCUUAGUUCUUGGCUGUGGGAGAUACAUCCAACAAGUAGAUCCUGAGCUCCAACGCUUCAUUCGGUCUACUGGCAUGAAAUUAGAAACAGUUGACUCGAGAAAUGCUGCGUCAACUUACAACAUAUUAAAUGAAGAAGGCAGGAUUGUGGCAGCUGCACUUCUCCCAUAUGGAGUGUCUUCUUGAAGCCUAACCUGACAUGCAGAUUCUUGUUUGCUUGAUGUUUGCUUCCGAGCUCGGGUUUUUGAUUGUUCCUUUUUAAGAUGACCCUCAAAAGAACUUCUUCAUCCUCUGUUUAGAACUGUAACAGACUUUUCACUGAGUUUUGUCCAAUUCAAAUUUUUUUUUGGUGAAUACAUGUUUUAUGCCAGAGGCUGUGUAGCUUGUUAAGAACCUGCAGACAUUUUCAGCUGCACUGGGGAAUCUUUGGAAUACCAAUAUCAAUGGAGAUGCCAUGCAGGCGGGUUAAUUUGGAGCAAGUUUCUUGGAAGUGUUUUCUGUAUACAAAUGAUUUUAUCAGUGUUCAAGCUUGAGAAUCAGUCUCUUAAAAAUGGGAUAAGCUUGUCUAUUGCUCACUUCUCCUGAAUCUUGCAAUAAGCUGAA
This is a messenger RNA of Ilex paraguariensis (yerba mate), 966 nucleotides long. The record is from the annotation of a GenBank genome assembly. Lineage: Eukaryota; Viridiplantae; Streptophyta; Magnoliopsida; Aquifoliales; Aquifoliaceae.